Molecule: messenger RNA, 968 nt
Organism: Ilex paraguariensis (yerba mate)
Lineage: Eukaryota; Viridiplantae; Streptophyta; Magnoliopsida; Aquifoliales; Aquifoliaceae
Source: the annotation of a GenBank genome assembly
GGAGAGAAGAGCGGAGUUGCUGGCAAAGUGGAGAUCUAAAGGUGGUGUUUUCUUGAUUGGCUAUACCGCUUUUCGAAAUUUGUCUCUCGGAAAGUAUAUGAAGGAUCGUCACAUGGCUAGGGAUAUUUGUCAUGCCCUUCAGGAUGGGCCUGAUAUCCUUGUUUGUGAUGAGGCCCAUAUGAUCAAGAACACCAGGGCUGAUACAACCCAGGCCUUGAAACAAGUGAAAUGUCAGAGAAGGAUUGCAUUAACUGGAUCACCACUUCAGAACAAUCUCAUGGAAUAUUACUGUAUGGUUGAUUUUGUAAGAGAAGGAUUUCUUGGCAGCAGCCAUGAUUUCCAAAAUCCUAUAGAAAAUGGUCAACACACCAAUUCUACGACUGAUGAUGUGAAGAUUAUGAACCAAAGAUCACAUAUACUUUAUGAACAGUUAAAAGGAUUCGUGCAGAGAAUGGACAUGACUGUGGUGAAGAAGGAUCUGCCUCCCAAAACAGUUUUCGUAAUAGCUGUGAAGCUAUCUCCAUUACAGAGGAAAUUAUACAAAAAGUUUCUUGAUGUCCAUGGAUUCACCAACAAACGAGAUUCCAGUGAAAAGACACAAAAAAGAUCUUUUUUUGCUGGGUACCAGGCCUUAGCACAGAUAUGUAACCAUCCUGGAAUUUUGGAACUGAUGAAAGAAGAUAGAGGCUAUAUGAAACAUGAAGAUGCUGUUGAGAAUUUUCUUGCUGAAGACAGCUGUAGUGAUGAUAACAUUGAUUAUAAUGAGAUCGCUGGAGAGAAGCUGAGGAACAAGAAUGAAGUUCCACUCAGGAAAACUGAUAAUGGCUUUUUUCAUGAGGAUUGGUGGAAUGAUCUUCUACAGGGAAAAAACUGUAAGGAAGUUGAUUACAGUGGCAAAAUGGUUUUGCUGCUUGAUAUCCUGACCAUGUGCUCUGAUGUUGGUGACAAGGCGCUUGUCUUUAGCCAGA